Pelobates cultripes (western spadefoot toad) is the source of this 486-nucleotide messenger RNA. Lineage: Eukaryota; Metazoa; Chordata; Amphibia; Anura; Pelobatidae. The record is from the annotation of a GenBank genome assembly.
AUGAGCAGAGGCGGGAGGCAAACCAGCAUAAUAUACUGCACCAACCUGCAACCUCACCGGACAGGCCCACCCGGGCGACAGACCUCCAGGGGAUUACGCCCUGAGCAUCACCCACCUGCUCAGAGGAUCCGGCUCCACAGACAGCGACCCUCCAUCAGGAUCCACAGCAGCCCCCGACUAGGGAAGAACGUGGCCUUCCAUGGGAAUACCCGAGUCCACAGAUGCAGGUCUCCGAGACCAGUGGGUGAACCCGCUUGGAGUGACUCCAGAUCUCCCGAUACCCCCAAGCCUACCACCCAGCCAGGACAUUGGCUAACUCUGGACUUAACACUUACUACGAACUGCUGGCCUAGCCACCCGCAAACACAGCCACUCCAGCCAGCAAACAUGAUCACACACACACUACAGCCUAACCGACAACUACCGAUGAGUGAAAACACACAAACAGUGAUACUACAACACCGACCGGGCAAUAGCACACACUAG